AUGAAAUGCCGAGAGAGUGUCACUGCUUCGUAGCUUAUAAAAGAGAUGUUUUGUACUAUUUUUUAUUUUUAUUUUUAUUUAUUUUCGCAUGCUGUAAUCCUUUGACGCCCUCUCGUCUACGACGUCACUUUAUCCGCACUUCAAAACGCAGCGUUCUUCACUCCGUCACCGCUCAAACUUAUGGCAUCUUUGCGGAGAGCACUAACCGCCAAGCCCCAAACUGUAAAGAGCGCGCCUCUCUCCCUCUCUCUCUCUACACACACACACACACAUAUAUAUCUACGGUCGAUCAAAGAAAUGCGAACCAGGAACCAAUCCAAGCAACAGAAGCAAUCAACCGGCAACCAAGAAGUGAUGAAACCUUCAGAAAACCGAAGCUGUCUAGAGUCAGAUGGCGGCACCCUUACCGCGGUGUCGCAAGAGGCUGUAGGCAAACUUUUGAAAAGAGCAAAUUCACGGGGUUCAUCAGGGUUCAAGAAGCGAGAUAAUUCUCUCCGUAAAUGUGAUUCUGGAGGCAAGCUAGAAAGUAGGUCAGAGGGGAAUGACAAAGAAAGUUUAGAUACAAGGGUUACACAAAAUAAAAAAGAGGCUGAAGGUUGUAGUAGAGAUGCAAUACGAAACACUCCAUUGGAAAAUAUGGUCGAGGGGGAAAGUUUUCAGGAAACUGCUACUGGUGGAAAAGAAGAAAUAGACGAGUUGGACUGGGAAGAUGGAUCUAUUCCUAUUUUGCAUUCUACAAACAAUCAUCAAAAUGAUACAUUUAGGGGAAUGACAAUUGAAUUUGACAGGUCACCAGAUUCUGCUAAGCGGAAGCCUAUCCGUCGAGCUUCUGCUGAAGACAAGGAGUUGGCCGAGCUUGUGCACAAGGUUCACUUGCUUUGUUUACUAGGACGGGGGAGGUUAAUUGAUAGUGCUUGUAAUGAUCCUCUCAUUCAGGCUUCCUUACUUUCACUUCUACCAACACACCUGCUGAAAAUAUCAGAUGUCACAAAACUGACUGCAAAUGCUUUGGCUCCGCUUGUCAAUUGGUUUCAUAAUAACUUUCGUAUUAGAACUCCAAGCAGUACAGAGAGAUCAUUUCAUUCAGCCCUGGCAUUUGCUCUUGAGACUCGUGAAGGGACUCCAGAGGAGGUGGCUGCAUUAUCUGUUGCACUAUUCAGAGCUCUGAAUCUUACAACCCGGUUUGUAUCCAUUUUGGAUGUGGCCUCUUUGAAACCUGAUGCUGACAAAUCUGAAUCCAUUAGUCAUGAUGCAACCAGAGCAGGCGGGGGGAUAUUUAACUCUUCGACACCGAUGGUGACUAGAGCAAAUCAGGUUUCUGCAUUUCCUGUUAAACAAUCAUCAUCAAUUGACAUGGAUGUCUGUGAAACUUCUUCAAGGGUUGCAUGCAGAACUAGAGAUAGCAAGUCAACUACCAACACCUUUCUAUCCAAAGUUUUUCCCAUGGCUGAUCAGUUGAAUGGUCUGGAUUCAUUAGGUUGUGAAGCAUGUGAUGAUAUCUCUGAUGCACCCCCUGUUAAGAAAUCUGAAGGAUCAAAGAGGAAAGGUGAUCGUGAGUUUGAGAUACAGUUGGAAAUGGCUCUUUCUGCCACAGCGGUUGGGAUUCCUGAGAGCAAUAUGAGUUCAGAUGUGAAUGACAUGCAUGGCAACUCAGUAAAUCUAUCUUCUCCUUUUAGAAGAACAAAAAGAAUCAAAUGUGAAGAAUCAUCUUCCUCCCAGGGGAUCUCUACUGCAGUUGGAUCGAGAAAAGUAGGGGCUCCUCUGUAUUGGGCAGAAGUCUACUGCAGUGCAGAGAAUUUGACGGGAAAGUGGGUUCACAUUGAUGCUGUUAAUGCAAUUGUUGAUGGAGAACAGAAAGUAGAGUCUGCAGCUGCUGCCUGCAAAACUUCUUUGCGAUAUGCUGUUGCCUUUGCAGGGCUUGGGGCUAAAGAUGUGACCCGCAGGUAUUGUAUGAAGUGGUACAAGAUAGCAUCACAUCGAAUUAAUUCAAUCUGGUGGGAUGCGGUAUUAGCGCCAUUAAAGGACUUGGAGUCGGGAGCAACUGGAGGUGUGGUCCAUUUGGAACAAGAUCAUUCAAAUGGACACAAGAAAGUAGAAGUACCCGGAAGCUCUGACAAUCCAGCACAAGAUUGUCGUUUACCAGACAUUGUCACCUCACAGGGGAAGUUAACUGUGGAAGUGCCCAAGCACCAUGGUAAGGAAAUGGAUGCAGAUUCUUCUGUGAGGAGUUCUUUUGUAGCUACAAGAACCUCUCUCGAGGAUAUGGAAUUGGAAACUAGGGCAUUAACUGAGCCUCUUCCAACUAAUCAACAGGCCUAUAAGAACCAUCAUUUAUAUGCUAUUGAAAGAUGGCUUACCAAGUAUGAGAUACUUUACCCAAAGGGGCCCAUUUUGGGUUUUUGUUCUGGUCAUCCAGUUUAUCCACGAACUUGUGUCCAAACACUCCAUACAAAGGAAAGAUGGCUGCGUGAGGGGUUGCAAGUCAAAGCCAACGAACUUCCAGCAAAGGAAUUGAAACGUUCUUUAAAGUCCAGCAAAGCACGAGUAUUGGAAGCUGAUGAUUCAGGUGAAGAAGGUUGUCAAGGAACUAUUACUCUAUAUGGGAAAUGGCAAACAGAACCUUUGUAUCUGCCUCGUGCCGUAAAUGGGAUUGUUCCAAAGAAUGAACGAGGCCAAGUGGAUGUAUGGUCUGAGAAGUCCCUCCCACCAGGAACUGUGCACUUGAGGUUUCCCAGGGUGUUUGCUGUUGCAAAGAGGCUGGAAAUUGAUUAUGCGCCUGCUAUGGUUGGAUUUGAGUUCAGAAAUGGUCGUUCUGUACCUGUAUAUGAUGGCAUUGUGGUGUGUGCUGAGUUCAAGGAUUCUAUUUUAGAGGCAUAUGCAGAAGAAGAAGAGAGAAGAGAGGCUGAAGAAAAGAAGAGAAUCGAGAGACAAGCUAUUUCAAGAUGGUAUCAGCUUCUUUCGUCGAUUGUUACCCGGCAAAGGUUGAACAACACUUAUGGCGAUGGUGAGCCAUCACAAAUAUAUGAUGGCAUUCAGAAAGGGGAGGAUAAAGUUGGUUCAGAAAAUGAUGUUAAUGGGGAUGGCAGGCAAUCUACUGUUUGUCAGCAACAGGAUGUACGAGAAAGCAAGCUAGAUAUUUCAGCAAGGUUUCCUGCAGAAGGUCAUGAGCAUAUAUUUUUGAUAGAUGAUCAGACUUUUGACGAAGAGAGUUCAACGAGGACCAAGCGGUGUCGUUGUGGUUUUGAGAUUCAGGUGGAGGAGUUGUAGCAUCUCACUACAUAUAUUUCUUCUUGUUAAUAUUGUGUUCAUGAUGUUGCUUUGCCAGCAACAUAAGAUUAUGGGCUGGCAUUUUGUUAGAGCAGUCAUUUAAUGUUGUUUUCUUUGAACAGUUGUAAUACACAAGAACUCGUGUCCCGACUGGGAUUUGAACUUUGCACCUUCUCUCCUUGGGGAGAGUGGCAGUAGAUUAGAUACCUCUCAAGCUAACAAUGUGGUCAGUUAUAUAAUGUUAGUGAUGAUAGUUAAGUUCAUUUGUGAUAUUAGCAACAUGAUUAGCUUUUAUUUAGAUGUGUUGUAUCCAUCCUGUGAUUUAUUUUAGUUUAUUGAGACACUGUAAAACUUCACUGAUGUAAUAUAUCUAGUUCUUUAUGUGUAUCUAA
This is a messenger RNA of Cornus florida, 3659 nucleotides long. RefSeq names its product DNA repair protein RAD4. Lineage: Eukaryota; Viridiplantae; Streptophyta; Magnoliopsida; Cornales; Cornaceae. The coding region runs from base 181 to 3267 and encodes 1028 amino acids. Gene Ontology annotation, molecular function: damaged DNA binding; single-stranded DNA binding. The record is from RefSeq and is a predicted model, not a curated record. Gene Ontology annotation, biological process: nucleotide-excision repair; mismatch repair. The transcript is spliced from 14 exons. Gene Ontology annotation, cellular component: cytoplasm; nucleus; XPC complex.